AUGGAUCUCAGUAUAACUAGCAAGGACCCUUUCGUUCGAAAGGAAAUUUCCGAGAAUAUUUUAAAUAUUUUGCAACAAUUUCCUGCAUCGGAAACGCCUCAAUUCCAGCCAAACAACAGUAGUGAAUCGGACUAUAGUGCAUUGUCGGAACCAUUUUCCGAUUUGGAUGAAUCUUACAUUUUGCUGGAUCAAAGAAAACGGAAACCUGGCGACGACGAAGGGGACGAAAUGCUCCUGAAUCAGUUCACCCCGGAGUUUCGUCAAGUUUACGAUGAAAUGAUGGCAGCCAAAAGGGACGGUGAGUUCACCGUUGAUGAUGAGCCCUUUCUAGCAGGUGAAGGUGGCAGCCAACCUGAUCCGGAGGAAGAACUUCUACAAACCGAACCGGGAGAACUAAGUCCAGAGUUUAAGGAAUUUAUCGAAGAUUUGCUGAACAAAUGCGAGCUGAAAUAUCACUUGGAGGAGAAAAAGAAAAGGGAAGCACAAAAGAAAAAAGACCGUCGCGCCCGACGAGUCCCAUCGGAAGAAUCUUUUGUUUCUCCGGACAACGAUUCGCUGUCCGGUGUGUGGCGAAUGCUAGAUGCCGUAUCAGUAGAAAAUGGUUUUCCAAUUUCACAUAACUAUUAUAAUCUGUACGACGAUCGUCGCUUCGAAUGGCUUAUUCGUGAUGAAGUGCCCUGGAAUCAAAUUGAAGCAUCCAAAAAGAAGUGCGAACAGUGGCUCAAAAUGAUACCUUCCAGACCGGAGAGUAAAUAA
This is a messenger RNA of Sabethes cyaneus, 756 nucleotides long. RefSeq lists its product as uncharacterized. The record is from RefSeq and is a predicted model, not a curated record. NCBI's taxonomy places the organism in Eukaryota, Metazoa, Arthropoda, Insecta, Diptera, Culicidae. Bases 1 to 756 code for a protein of 251 amino acids. The transcript has 3 exons.